Ochotona curzoniae (black-lipped pika) is the source of this 2653-nucleotide messenger RNA. RefSeq names its product tropomodulin 1 (gene TMOD1). The record is from RefSeq and is a predicted model, not a curated record. Gene Ontology annotation, molecular function: tropomyosin binding. Gene Ontology annotation, biological process: myofibril assembly; muscle contraction; pointed-end actin filament capping. Lineage: Eukaryota; Metazoa; Chordata; Mammalia; Lagomorpha; Ochotonidae. The coding region runs from base 126 to 1205 and encodes 359 amino acids. The transcript has 10 exons. Gene Ontology annotation, cellular component: myofibril; striated muscle thin filament.
GGAGCUCCUCCAGCCCCGCGCUGCGCUUGCCCCGCAGCCGCCGCCCGCGCCCGCACCGGCCCUGCCGCCCCGCGCCCGGGUCACUGAUCCACACAGCCAACAGGACGAAGACAGGUUCUGCCGCGAUGUCCUACAGACGAGAACUUGAGAAAUACCGUGACCUGGAUGAAGAUGAGAUCCUUGGAGCCCUAACAGAGGAGGAGCUCAGGACCCUGGAAAAUGAGCUGGAUGAGCUGGACCCUGAUAAUGCUCUGUUGCCUGCAGGCCUGAGGCAGAAGGAUCAGACCACCAAGGCGCCCACGGGCCCCUUUAAAAGAGAGGAGCUCUUGGACCAUUUGGAAAAGCAAGCAAAAGAGUUUAAGGACCGAGAAGAUCUGGUCCCCUACACGGGGGAGAAACGAGGCAAGGUCUGGGUCCCCAAGCAGAAGCCGAUGGAUCCCGUACUGGAAAGCGUGACGCUAGAGCCCGAGCUGGAGGAGGCCUUGGCAAAUGCUACCGAUGCGGAACUCUGUGACAUUGCAGCCAUCCUGGGCAUGCACACACUCAUGAGUAACCAGCAGUACUACCAGGCCUUGGGCAGCAGCUCCAUUGUCAACAAAGAAGGACUCAACAGUGUGAUUAAACCUACACAGUACAAGCCCGUACCUGAUGAAGAACCAAAUUCAACAGAUGUGGAGGAAACACUAGAGCGGAUCAAGAACAACGACCCUAAGCUUGAAGAGGUCAACCUUAAUAACAUCCGGAACAUCCCCAUCCCCACCCUGAAGGCGUAUGCUGAAGCCCUGAAGGACAACUCACACGUGAAAAAGUUCAGCAUUGUGGGCACGCGCAGUAAUGACCCAGUGGCCUUCGCCCUGGCUGAGAUGCUCAAAGUGAACAAGGUGCUGAAGACACUCAACGUGGAAUCCAACUUCAUUUCUGGAGCCGGCAUCCUGCGCCUGGUGGAGGCCCUGCCCCAUAACACCUCCCUAGUGGAACUUAAGAUUGACAACCAGAGCCAGCCCCUGGGCAACAAAGUAGAAAUGGAGAUUGUGAACAUGUUGGAAAAAAAUGCAACGCUUCUCAAAUUCGGCUACCACUUUACCCAGCAGGGGCCCCGGCUGCGGGCAUCCAAUGCCAUGAUGAAUAAUAAUGACCUUGUGAGGAAGAGGAGAUUGGCUGACCUGACCGGGCCCAUCAUUCCCAGGUGCCGCAGCGGUGUCUAGGGCAUGGAGGUGCAGAGCCUGCCUUUGAACUGGACACGUUCUGCUGCCGGGCUGUGCUCUGCUGUGGAGACCAGAAAGCAACAAUGCCAGCACAGACCCUACCGUGAUUCAGUUCUUUAUGCACUAAGGUUUCUAGUUUAACUAGUUGGUUGUAGUUGAGAAUUUUAUAAAAUAUGAUUAAUGUGAAGUUUUCCUUUAGUCACAGAAGUUCAGUCUAGUUAUUUAAAAAUGAAGAAGCCCUCAAACCGGCAUAGAUCUUAGGUAUCAGGCAUGACGGUGUCAAUGACAUCCCCAGUAGCUCAGUGUUGGUGGCCCUGCUGUGUGGCAUGCUUUAGUUGCCCCCUGGGAUAUGUAAAUUCUUACCUGGCUUGCAAGUACCAUGACAAAUUCUUUAUUACAAAUCUGAUCCUAGCAAACUGAACAGUUACGCAUUCUUUAUUAACUCCCUUUUAAAUUUUAACAAUCUCAGGGUUAAAGUUGUCAAAUUGAUAGUGAAGCAAGAACACAAUUCUCCCUUUUAGACAGGGAGCCCGAGGCCACAAAGAUCUGCCAGGAACUGACUGGAGGGCAUGAGAUUCCUUUUGCUGGGUGUGAAGAAAUGAUGAAAAGGCCAACAGUGCAUCUGUGUCCUGACUAACCUCAGGCAAUGAACCCAACUAGGGGUGUUCUUUACAAACAUCUGGGAUGGUUUUCAAUUCAACAUUGGAGGCGAAAUGUUUUCCCACUGCAUGCCAUCCAUCCCCUAGUGUGAAAGCCUGCAGCCAAGGAUUCAAGAACACCUGGUGUGCUGCACUGUUGGUGAGCCACCUAAUGGAGGCAAUACGGCAGUGGGACACUUUACUGCACAUCAGGGCUACAAUAGCUAGCACAGUCAAGACCAGACUGACUGGCUCACCUCUUAUUAGUCACAUGCCCACUGGGCUCAUGCAAGCAACUUAGACCUCUGAAAGACGAUGGUGAUAAACAUCCAGAUAAUAAACAAUCAGAAAUCACUAGCCAAAUCGCCCGAUAUCCCCCUUUUCAUAUCAUGUGCAUCUCCUGGGAUCCAGCAAGAAGGGGUUAAGCCACAGUUCCCUUGUGCCUUUUGAUACCACAGUGCCAGUUAAUGUGAUUCUGUUGUUGCUUUGGGGAGUUACUUUCAUUAGUGAUUCAGCAAAUCUCACCAAGAACAAGGCCAGAGAACAGAUGAGCAAAGAGCUAAGAGACUUCUCAAGUGCAAAGGGAAAAGUCUCCUACACUGAACUCCGAGGACAUGGAUGGUACAGGGUAACUGGAGGUGGAGGCAGGGCUCCGCCACCACGGAAGAGCAUCUACUGAGGCUGCAAACGGACCCAGGAUGGCAUCAGGCUGCAGGGACGGCCAGUGCCAUUCGGCUUCUCCCUGAACACAACUGCAGCUGUAUUCUGCGUCACUGGAAGUUGCAACAUAACAUUAAAUCUGUUGGUCUA